Molecule: messenger RNA, 2328 nt
Organism: Aspergillus campestris IBT 28561
Lineage: Eukaryota; Fungi; Ascomycota; Eurotiomycetes; Eurotiales; Aspergillaceae
Product: HET domain-containing protein
Exons: 2
Coding region: 1-2328 (775 amino acids)
Source: RefSeq, a predicted model, not a curated record
AUGGAUUCAAUAUCGACAUUCGAGGAAACCUUAGCAUUCCGUCCGAAGAAUGACGGUCCUAUUGAUACGCAUCCCUCCAAAGAGGUCCCUCCCAAGCAACUAUGCGAUCGCUGCGUGAAACUAAACUUGGUGACGCUGCUGUCUCAAGAAACGAAGGACAUCUCCAUUGGCUGUCUAGCGGAAUACGACAACGCGAACUGCCCGUUUUGCGCUAUUGUUUCCCAGUCGGUCGGCUUAACGUGGGGUUCUGAUUGGAAUAUCGAAGAAGUAUGCUCAAAAGCGAAUACAACAGUCCGGCUCUACAUGCGCAGUAAAAGCCCAUUCUCUACCAAAAUAAACGGCCGCACCCAACAUCCAUACCCCCGGCUAUUGCUUGCGAUUGACUGGCAGCCCCCAAAUAUCCAACGCAACAGGGCUCCAAUCAAAGAGGUCGACCGGGUUAAGAAUCGUUUUGUCAUAGCAGAGAUUGAGUCCCUGCCAGAUCCGUUCGGUUGUUCUUCCCUGGGAGGGACACUUCUUCCUCGUCGAGAGGUCGGGGAGCGUAUCGAUGUCGACCUCAUACAACGGUGGCUUGAGGAAUGCAAAAGGCAUAAACAUUCGUCGAAGUCUUUCCACCGAAAAUGUGACUUGUUCCAGUCAGAGCAUCCAUUCCGGCUUAUCGAUGUGGUGGACAGAUGUCUAGUGUUGAAGAACGAGAGAUGCGACUAUGUCGCGUUGUCUUAUGUAUGGGGCCCGGUAAAGACUAUCCUUGACAGCGAGCCUGGCACCGCACCCAUCCUUCUCAGUACCAAAAACAAUGCCGAUGAACUCGGUGUACCUCAAGCCCUGCCCCAAACGCAGGAAGCGUUGCACAGAGGCGGCAGAAUCCCCCGUACCGUCCGUGACGCCAUGGAAUUGACCCGUCAGAUUGGCAUGCGCUAUCUCUGGGUUGACACGCUGUGCAUUAUGCAGGAUGAUCCACAGGAUGUAGAUCGAUUGAUCGGCCGUAUGGAUGAUAUCUAUGACCAUGCAGCCGUGACUGCCAUCGCUGCCGCGGGCGCAGACGCAGACGCAGGGCUAUGGGGCAUAAGUCCCCGAUCAGGAUACCCCAUCCAGCCGGAGAGAAUUGCCGCCCCUGAAGGGGGAAGCAUCAGUCUUUCACUAUGUCCGCCCUCACUCUGCGAUGAAGUGCGGAGGCUGAAGUGGAAUACGCGAGGUUGGACCUUCCAGGAACAGUGCCUGUCGCAGCGUGUGCUAUAUUUCGCAACCAACGAGGUUUACUUCAAUUGCUCGGAAGUGCAGUGGAGGGAGGGAUACGACCAUGGCGAGAAGGAAGGCCGUUUCCGCACAGUGGACGUUAGAACGGGGCCACCUAUAUGGAACGGCCAUAUCAGGAAAGACCCGGAUCCCUCCCCGUACCGGUACCUUGGAGACGUGAUAGCACGGAAUCGUGUCCAGAGCUAUCAGGCUGCCGUGCAGGACUAUACGCGCAAGGAGCUCACGAAGCCAUACGAUAUAUUAAAUGCUUUUGAGGGCAUCUUCAAUCGCUUCAGAGAGUCUACAGACAAUUCAAGCCCCACUAUCUGCCAGACCCAGGGAAUCCCGUCCCAGAUUCUCUACCAAAGCAUCCUCUGGUUCCCAUCCAACAAUGCCACGAGACGUCCCCGUAGUAAGCCCGACAAUCGCCUCUCUUCAUGGUCGUGGGCCAGUUGGACAGGUCCUGUUGACUUCGUCUACGCCGAGAGCUACUGGGUUUCCAGAUACAUAUCUCACGCUAUCAAAAAGAAAGCGCCACUCUACGCAGUCAUCACGAGCUGGAUCUUCGGGGAACCAAAAAAGGAGAGUUGGUGCUGGUCCUCUCCUGUAUGGGAGGCUGCAAGCCAGGGAAGCGUGCCCGGCCAGCGCAUUAAGCCCGACGAAGUAGCCCGCGCCAAAGACUAUCUCAAGACUGUUCUCGGGAUAGACGCUAAUGCGCUUCUCUCGAUUUCACGUUUAGUGGCUCCGCCUGUAACGAAACUGUCCUGUGGCGCCUUGGGCUUUGUUGGGGCCUGUCUGUUAUCAACUGAGUUUUGCUUUGUGGACACGAAGAAAGACCACAAGGUCCGACGGCUGGAAGUGGGUAAACAUGAAGGGGAGUUUAGGUUUGAUGAUGGGGUCGAAGUUGUAGACGAGCUUGUUCCUGUUGUUGCUGGUGAGACCAUCACCGGGUCUGGCACGUAUUCGAUUGUGCUCGGCCUUGCUACGGAAUAUGGGGUUUCGAGAAGAGUUGGGAUUGGCUUCGUCUAUUUCUCAAAAGACCCUGAAGUGGCUAGGCCCGAGUGGAGAUACAAAUUCUUCUGUCUUAUAUGA